This is a messenger RNA of Bicyclus anynana (squinting bush brown), 1321 nucleotides long. RefSeq names its product aldo-keto reductase AKR2E4-like. The coding region runs from base 91 to 1071 and encodes 326 amino acids. The record is from RefSeq and is a predicted model, not a curated record. The transcript has 7 exons. Gene Ontology annotation, molecular function: aldose reductase (NADPH) activity. Gene Ontology annotation, cellular component: cytosol. NCBI's taxonomy places the organism in Eukaryota, Metazoa, Arthropoda, Insecta, Lepidoptera, Nymphalidae.
AGAUAAGUGUGAGUCGGCCGUUAUGUGGCCAGUGCUAGCGGCUAGCUGCUAGCGACUAGUGGCCAGUAGACACGCGGCAGUACGAGCGACAUGGCGUCCUACACCGUUUAUAUUUUACUUGCUUUUAUUUACUAUGCGCGCGCGGUGCAGGUGCCCACCAUCAAGCUGAACGACGGGCACCAGAUGCCGGCGCUGGCGCUCGGCACGUGGCUGGGCAACAACACGCAGGCGACGCCGCAGCGCGAGGCGGCGGUGGAGAGCGCGGUGGCGUGGGCGCUGGCGGCGGGCUACCGGCACAUCGACACCGCCUGGAUCUACCGCACCGAGGCGCCCGUGGGCCGCGCGCUGCGGGCUUCGGCCCUGCCCCGGGACCAGCUGUUCGUCACCACCAAGCUGUGGGUGGACCACCACGCGCCCGACCGGGUGGUGGAGGCUCUGCGGGGCUCGCUGGAGAAGCUGCAGCUGGACUACGUGGACCUGUACCUCAUCCACUGGCCGUGCGGGCAGUUCGCCAACCAGUCGUAUGACCUGACGGACCACCUGGACACGUGGCGCGGCAUGAUGGAGGCCAAGCAGCUCGGCCUCACCAGGUCCAUCGGCCUGUCCAACUUCAACCAGCACCAGAUCCAGCGCAUCCUGGACGCCGGCCUCGACAAGCCGCAAGUCCUGCAAGUCGAGCUAAACUUGAGCCUGCAGCAGCCGUCCCUGCUGGCGUACUGCGCGGCGCAGGACAUCGCGGUGACGGCGUACACGCCCUUCGGCUCGCUGUUCCCCGCCAAGGCGCGCCCCGACGCGCCGCCGCCGCGCGCCGACGACCCCGCGCUCGUGCAGAUCGCGCACAAGUACAACAAGACGGUGCCGCAGAUUGCUCUGCGCUAUUUGGUGGAGCUGGGAGUAGCGCCUCUCCCCAAGUCCCUGACCAAGAGCCGGAUCGAACAGAACGUGGACAUCUUCGACUUCCAGCUGACGCCGGAGGAGAAGCAGCUGCUGAAGAGCUUCGACAGGGGCUACAGGACUCUGCCGCAGCUCAAGUGGCUCGACCACCCUUACUUCCCCUUCGAGAAGAACUAACUUGAUCUUUAGGUUAUAGAAACUACGGAAACGACAAGGCAAUAGACAUUACAGUCUUACAGCUACAUUGCGUCUUACAUUUGUACAAUGCCGGUGUAUAAACAGAAAUGUACAUCGCAGACCACGUGUUGCUUCCACAGUAUUAGAUCUAAGCAUUAUUUAGUGUGUGGAAUGUUGCCUUGUUAAGAUUUCUACACAUGUAGCCUACUUGUUGGUUGUUGGUUUAAUAAAGUUGUGUGUUUUAUAAAAA